UCUAAAAAGCAAGAGACCGAAAAAAGAGCUAUCGAUUUCUCAAAGUGAAGCGCACAAUGUGUACAGAAAGAAAAAACGUAUUGCAGACAGGAUUGAUCUAAUGUCAUCGGAGAAGAGCCUCAAUCCGAUGGUUUUGCUAUAUCUUGAUGGACAUGGAACGGUUAAAGCUGCUGGAACGCCCGGCCUUCGUCGAGAAAUCUUGAAUAUUUCCCGAGAUGCCAUGUGCAAAUAUGUUGAAGACAAUUCUUUGAUUACAACUGACUCCCCAAAAAGCUGUGAAGACGUUUAUCAAGUGCAGGAGAUACGCUCUGAUCUUGUUGAUCCUGAUGCUUUGGAAGAAAUAAAACAAGGGACUUGGUCGUGCAAAGAGCUACGGAAACUGGUUUUAAAUAUGGUUCUCCCAAGAACAGCUGACAUCGACAAGAAAGGAAAACGGAAGUGGAAAGUGGCUAGAGUGAGAGACUUUUGGCUUAAAGCAGAGAAACCGUUGUUUUGGCCUCCUCACAUCCCAUUUGUUUCGCCAUCUGCCAGGAUUAAUCAACCUUCAGAGGAUGAUUACGAUGAAGAAGAAUUUGAUGAUAAAACAGAACUCUCGAGAAAAAUUUUAAAUAAGAAAGAACUGAUAGAGAUCGCUCUAUCGUAUGGAGAAUACGUUCAUGAAUUUACUGGAAAUGAAAAAAAUGAAGAGACAACACAAUCAUUUGGUCAAGGAAGACAAGAGAAAACUAAUCGAGAUGCGAAUGUUGGAAAAGAUACGUAUACAAGCGAAGAAGAUAAAAGAAGUGAUGAGAGCGAGAAAAGAGAAGAUUUCGAAAACAAAUUUGUUGAUAACGAAGCUGCAUUAAAUAACAUAAAAGAGGAUGAAAGGGAAGAGGAUACACAAUUAGUGAAUUUACAACAGAUGAGAGACAUGUACGAAAAAAGAGAAAUAGCUUGUAUUGUUCGCGCAAUGUUAAAAGACCCCCUAAAAUAUGUUGAAACAGCCUACGAAUUGUUGGACUUAGCUGAUACACAUCAACAUCCUAUUACGAAAAAUUUAAAGUAUGAAAUGCUAAUGUUUAUUGACUGAUUGAACGGUUCUAAUCUAAAUGACAAUUUGUUGAU
This is a messenger RNA of Xenia sp. Carnegie-2017, 1104 nucleotides long. RefSeq lists its product as uncharacterized. The record is from RefSeq and is a predicted model, not a curated record. NCBI's taxonomy places the organism in Eukaryota, Metazoa, Cnidaria, Anthozoa, Malacalcyonacea, Xeniidae. Bases 101 to 1069 code for a protein of 322 amino acids. The transcript is spliced from 11 exons.